CAAAGCCAACCAAAUCUCAAUUCUCCCGUGUUUUUGUCUCGCUUUCUUUCUCUUUCUUUCUCUCUCGCUCGGACUUGCCGGGCGAGGGUUUGAAACUCGGAAUUUUUACCGGAAAAUUGAUCAUCAGUCGCCGAAAAAACGAUACGUUUGGGUGAUGGUGCAAAGAGCCGGACGAAUUAAAUCUCGUUUUUUUUUUUGUUUAAAUAUUUAGGAAAAACCAAAAAUAAUAUAAUACACACAUACUCUCUUUCUCUAGCUCUCUAACUUGCAAUGCAGGGAAAAGGAAGGAGGGUAUCAUAGCUUUGGAGGUCCUUGCACGGCACAGAUGCCGAGAUCCCUUCUUCAAUCCCCUUGCCUUAUGCCGUAAUCCAUUCCAUUUUUCACCUUUGAAAUAGCAAAACAUCUGCACACAGGAGUUUGAUAGAUAGAUAGAGAGAGAGAGAGAGAAAGCGAAGACGGCUAGAAGAGGAGACGAUACUUAAAGUGGACGCCUGAAGAAGGUGGUCUUGGAUUAUCUGUUCGACUUCACAAGCUGUGCGGGGGCAGCUGUAGAGAUGCCAAGCUCUGAAUAUUAGUCUGUUCUGAGGUUUUUUGGUUCCCAACUUGCACAAUGCCAUCAGAAAUAAUGGAUCAACGGGGUUUGUCACCGUCAUCUUUCUUUUAUGAGGAAAUGCGAUUUCCUGCUGAGAGACAAGUUGGAUUUUGGAAGCCCGAAAGCAUGCCUGAUCAGCAUGGAGUGGGAAUCCCUGGAAUAUCGCGGACAUCAGGCAUCAAAUCAGUUGGUUCGUCACCACUGGAAAAACUUGUGCCGGUGGGAGCUCGAUCAAUUGAAUGCUUGGAACUUCCUCAGAAUUAUCUACGUAGAGACCAGAAGCUGAAGCUUAGCUUAGAGCGGCCGGUUGUAGGAGCAGAGAGAACUGCCAAUCUGUCUUUGACUUCAUGGGGAUCUAUGGACCAGGAUGCAGGAGCCAGGCCUAAUUUGUAUGUGCAGCCAGCAUCUUAUCUUGUGGAAGGGAACAAGAUUGAUCUGAAUGGGGCUCAAUAUGAAAACAGUCUCUUCUCGAGUUCCCUAUCAGAAAUAUUUAAUGGGAAGUUGCGAUUGCCAUCAAAUGAUGUUCUAUUUGGACAUUCUGUUGGUUCCAUUGCCUCCCACUAUGAGCAAGAGGAGCCAUUUGAAUCCCUCGAAGAAAUUGAGGCCCAAACCAUUGGCAACCUCCUUCCUGAUGAUGAAGAUUUGCUUUCUGGGGUUAUUGAUGAGAUCGAGUAUAUUGCUCAACCCAACAGUGGGGAUGACAUAGAAGAUUUUGAUCUGUUCAGUAGUGGUGGUGGUAUGGAACUUGAGGGAGAUGAUGGUUCCUCUGGGGCCCAAAGGAACUCUGAUUUUUCUGGGGGAAUUUUGAACGGUCAGCUGGGAGGAUCUAAUAGUUCUGUUGCUGGGGAACACCCAUAUGGAGAACAUCCGUCAAGAACACUCUUUGUGAGAAAUAUCAAUAGUAAUGUUGAAGAUUCUGAGUUAAAGGCUCUAUUUGAGCAAUAUGGAGACAUCCGUACUCUUUAUACAGCCUGUAAGCAUCGUGGUUUUGUUAUGAUUUCUUAUUAUGAUAUAAGAGCAGCACGAAAUGCAAUGAGAGCACUUCAAAACAAGCCACUGAGACGCAGAAAACUUGACAUACACUUCUCAAUUCCAAAGGAUAACCCAUCUGAGAAAGAUAUUAACCAGGGUACGCUGGUGGUGUUCAACUUAGAUUCUUCUGUUUCAAAUGAUGAUCUCCGCCAGAUUUUUGGUGUUUAUGGAGAAAUUAAGGAGAUCCGUGAAACUCCACAUAAGUGCCACCACAGAUUUAUAGAGUUCUAUGAUGUUAGGGCUGCAGAAGCUGCACUUCGUGCAUUGAACAGGAGUGAUAUUGCAGGGAAGCGUAUCAAGCUUGAGCCAAGCCGCCCUGGUGGGGCAAGACGGUGUUUGAUGCAGCAAUUUUCUCCAGAGCUGGAGCAAGAAGAAUCGAUUGUAUGUCACCAACAGGGUAGCCCUCCUACUGAUUCACCAUCAGAUUGUUUUGGACCAGUGUCACAUGGAGCAAUUGCAUCUACUUGCAUAGAAAAUGGAGCUAGCCAGGGUGUAAACUCUACAAUCCGACCACCUAUGAGUCCAUUCAUUGAGAAUGCUUUCCUCCAUGGAAUCUCUUCAAGUGUACCAAAUAGCAUACCAUCCCCAGUGAGAGUUGCAUCAGUUGGUAAUCAAUCUGGGCUGGUUGAGCCCAAUCAUUCAUUUGGGCAUAUGAAGUUUGGUUUCCAAGGCAUGCCAUCUUUUCAUCCUCAUUCACUUCCAGAUUAUCCUGAUGGGUUAGCUAGUGGCAUGCCCUACAAUUCUCCUGGCACCAUGGCAGCAAAUAUCAAUCCCAGACCAGAAGUAAUUGAUAACAGACACCUCCACAGAGUAGGCUCAAAUGGGCAAUCAGUUGAACUUAAUGAAGGUGUGUUUGGUUCUGCUGGAAAUGGGAGCUGCCCACUUCACGGACAUCAUUAUAUGUGGAGUAAUUCCAACUCAUAUCACCCUCCUCCAGCACCCAUGAUGUGGCCAAACUCACCUUCAUUUGUCAAUGGUGUUCAUUCUCGUCCCCCAGCACAGCUGCAUGGAGUUGCAAGAGCUCCUUCUCAUAUCCUGAACACGGUUCUUCCCAUACACCACCACCACCAUGUGGGAUCAGCACCAGCUGUCAAUCCCUCCAUUUGGGAAAGGCGGCAUACCUAUGCAGGAGAGUCUCCUGAUGGUUCCAGUUUCCAUCCCGGUUCUCUUGGGAGUAUGGGGUUUUCUGGUAGUUCUAACUUGCAUCCUUUGGAACAUGCUUCUCAUAACGUCUUUCAUGUUGGUGGUAACUGCAUAGACCCAUCAAUUUCCUCAACUAGUGUUGGAAUGCACUCACCUCAGCAGCGACGCCACAUGUUUCCUAGCAGAAACCCUAUGGUUCCCAUGCCAAGAUCAUUUGAUGCUCCUAAUGAGCGGAUUCGGAGCCGUAGGAGUGAAAGUGGACCCAAUCAGAUGGACAACAAGAAACAGUAUGAACUUGAUAUUGACCGAAUUGUGCAUGGGGAAGACACCCGAACGACUCUUAUGAUAAAGAACAUUCCUAACAAGUAUACUUCGAAGAUGCUUUUGGCUGCAAUUGAUGAACACCAUCGAGGAACGUACGAUUUCAUUUAUUUGCCAAUUGAUUUCAAGAACAAGUGCAAUGUGGGUUAUGCUUUCAUCAACAUGAUUGAUUCUCUCCACAUAGUUCCUUUCUAUCAGGCGUUCAAUGGUAAGAAGUGGGAGAAGUUCAAUAGUGAGAAGGUGGCAUCACUUGCAUAUGCUCGUAUCCAGGGAAAGGCUGCUCUUAUUGCCCAUUUCCAGAAUUCAAGCUUGAUGAAUGAAGAUAAACGAUGCCGCCCUAUUCUGUUUCAUUCUGAUGGUCCAAACGCAGGAGAUCAGGAGCCUUUCCCCAUGGGGAUCAAUAUCCGUUCAAGACCCACCAAGCCACGGACCAGUGGUAUUGAGGAGAAUCAUCAAGGAAGCCCAUCAACCUCUGCAAAUGGGGAGGAAUCUUCCAACGGAACAGAUUCUUUGUCGGGUUCUGCCAAGGACUCAGAGUGACCAUGCCGCUUUUUCCUGGCACUAACAUUAAGAGUGUUGAAAUCAAGUAAUAUGAACUUCUCCUGUUUCUAGUAACUAAAUAUUAGCGGUUCGAUGACGGAUUCUUUUCAAAUUUUGAUACCAGAUUGUGUAGCAGAGCUGAGGGUAUUUUUUUGUUUUUGUUUUGUUUUGUUUUUUUGGCCCUUCCCUCCCGUUGUUUUUGUCGUCAUUUGAAAAUUGUAAUAUUGAAGUUGACAGUGAGGGUAGAGAAGGCACAACAGAGAGGUCCUCAAGAUUUUGGAUUAUAACGAGUGACUGAAAGUGUACAGGAGUUUCUGAGCAAGGGAGGGAUGUUUUUGCUGUGGUUUGAGGAUA
Messenger RNA from Telopea speciosissima, 3982 nucleotides. Its product is annotated as protein MEI2-like 4. The transcript is spliced from 16 exons. Bases 611 to 3628 code for a protein of 1005 amino acids. The record is from RefSeq and is a predicted model, not a curated record. Gene Ontology annotation, molecular function: RNA binding. NCBI's taxonomy places the organism in Eukaryota, Viridiplantae, Streptophyta, Magnoliopsida, Proteales, Proteaceae.